Molecule: messenger RNA, 1698 nt
Organism: Dermatophagoides pteronyssinus (European house dust mite)
Lineage: Eukaryota; Metazoa; Arthropoda; Arachnida; Sarcoptiformes; Pyroglyphidae
Gene: RIOK1
Product: RIO kinase 1
Molecular function (GO): protein serine/threonine kinase activity; ATP binding
Source: RefSeq, a predicted model, not a curated record
UGAUCGAACACGUGAAUGGUAACAACGUGUUCUGAAUCCUUUUUUUCCUGCAUUUCUUAAUUUAGUGAUAAUGAUGAUGAAGAUGAUGGAUGCGGAAAAUCAAUUUUCAGAUGCAAUCGAACAACAACAACAUCAAGAUGAUGAUCUAAGUUAUCGUUUACAAAAUCAACAUAUCGAUCGACAAACAAUAGAAUCUGAUGAUGAUGAUAAUGAUGAUGAUGAUUGUGAUGAUGUUUUAUAUGAUGAUGAUGCUGAUAAUAUCGAUUCGAAAAUCGAACAUAAUUAUUAUCAACCAAUAAUGAAAAAAUUCAGUAAAUAUGUUGAUAAAAUUAAUCUAGAUCAAUAUGAAAUUCCACAUAAAACAAUAAACUUGUUGAAUGAAACGGAUAAACGAAUGGUUGAAGAACGAAAACGUAUCAAAGAUAAAUGUGAUCGAGCGACUGUUGAACAGGUACUUGAUCCACGUACUCGAAUGAUAUUAUUCAAAUUGAUUAAUCGUGGUUUUAUUGAUGAAAUUAAUGGCUGUAUAAGUACCGGAAAAGAAGCAAAUGUUUAUCAUGCAACAUCCUCGAAUGAUGAUGAUAAUAUGGGUGACAAAGCUGUUAAAAUAUAUAAAACAUCUAUUCUUGUGUUUAAAGAUCGUGAUAAAUAUGUAAGCGGUGAAUUUCGUUUCCGUCAUGGAUAUUGUCGUCAUAAUCCAAGAAAAAUGGUACGAACAUGGGCUGAAAAAGAGAUGCGUAAUCUUUGUCGAAUUCAUCAAACAGGAAUACGUUGUCCAAAACCAUAUAUUCUACGUAGUCAUGUAUUGGUCAUGGAUUUUAUCGGUCAAAAUGGUAUACCAGCACCUUUAUUAAAAGAUGCUACAUUGAAUGAGAAAAAAUCUCGUGAACUUUAUCUGGAAUGCAUUCUAAUGAUGAGAAAAUUAUUCAAUGAAGCACAUCUUGUACAUGCUGAUCUAAGUGAAUUCAAUCUACUUUAUAAUGAUGGUACCAUCUUUAUGAUUGAUGUAUCACAAUCAGUCGAACAUGAUCAUCCACAUGCAUUAGAUUUUCUACGAAAAGAUUGUACAAAUAUCAAUGAUUUUUUUCGCCGAAAAGGUGUAUUAACAAUGACCACCAAAGAAUUGUUUGAUUUUGUUAUUGAUCCUAAUAUAAAUGAAACAAAUAUUGAUCGAUAUUUGGAAAAAGCACAAGAAUUGGCUGAAAAAAGAUCAAAAAUGAUAGAAGAAACAGGAGAUAAUCAUUUGAUUGAUGUUGAUGAUGAAGUAUUCAAACAAGUUCAUAUACCACAACGAUUAGAACAGGUAACAACAUUUGAAAAUCGACAACAAAAUCGUGAUCAAACACAUUAUAGAACGUUGGCCGCAUUGAAUCAAGAAUUGAAUGGUCCACUUACGAAACCUGCAUUAUUGGCUGAUGAUGAUGAUGAUGAUGACAGUGCAGGCACCAAUAAUGAUGAUAAAUCUGACGACGACAAUGAUGAAUCGGAUAAAUCAUCAUCUGGUGGAUUUCGUCAUUCUGCGCGACCCAAAUAUGAAACAACCGAAGAGAAAAAGUUACGUAAACAGGCAAUCAAACAAGAGAAACGAGAUAAACGGCAAAAUAAUAAAAUGCCGAAACAUGUGAAAAAACGGAAAGAAAAAUUGGGAAGAAAUAAUAAAAAAUAAAUUCAAAAUCAUGAUGUCACAUUGAAACGAUU